AUGGACGGUGCUUCAACUUCAUCGGGGGCUCUGCGAGCGUUGGCGUUGGAGCUGAAAGGACUGCAAUCUUCACCGGUUGAGGGCUUCACGAUCAAUACAAACGAUGACAAUCUCUUCAUCUGGACAGUCGGCAUCUUUGGUCCACCACACACUUUGUAUCAGGGUGGGUACUUCAAAGCCGUCAUUCGAUUCCCUCCAAACUACCCAUACUCACCACCGAGCGUGAAGUUCUUGACGAAAGUCUGGCACCCCAAUGUUUACGAGAAUGGCGAUCUCUGCAUAUCGAUUCUGCAUCCACCCAUCGAUGAUCCGCAAAGCGGCGAACUUGCAUGUGAGCGCUGGAAUCCUACUCAAAGUGUUCGCACGAUACUGUUGUCUGUAAUCUCUCUGCUCAACGAGCCAAAUACCUCUUCACCAGCAAACGUUGACGCGUCAGUCAUGUACAGGAAGUGGAAAGAAGGAGUUGACGAUCAAUACGCUCAGAUGAUCAAGAAACAAGUCGAUGAAUCGAAAGAAGAGGCGGCUCGAGACGGGAUCAAAGUUCCAGAAACACUCGAAGAAUAUUGUAUCAAGACAAAUCCCGUUGUUGAUGAUGCUCUCGACGAUUUUGAUGAUCUCUACAACUAUGACGAGAGUAGUGAGGAAGAAGAAAUUGAAGAAGAUGACGAUGAUUCAGGACAAGGCGAGAAU
Messenger RNA from Mesorhabditis belari, 690 nucleotides. NCBI's taxonomy places the organism in Eukaryota, Metazoa, Nematoda, Chromadorea, Rhabditida, Rhabditidae. The record is from the annotation of a GenBank genome assembly.